Molecule: messenger RNA, 3548 nt
Organism: Ceraceosorus bombacis
Lineage: Eukaryota; Fungi; Basidiomycota; Exobasidiomycetes; Ceraceosorales; Ceraceosoraceae
Source: the annotation of a GenBank genome assembly
AUGACCAAAUCGUCACCGCCGGAGCGCUCGGCUUCCACGACCGCCGCCGCGUUUGGCUUUUUCGCAAGUCAGCCACCCAUGAGAGAGGCGCCAUUAUCAACACAGCAGACAUCAGCUAGUGCAAGCCAUGAGGAGCGCCUAGCGCCCCCCAAUCUCCCUCCUUCUCAUCCGCCGCAGCUCUCACCUCAGCCGUUGAGACCGCAUUCGUUUCAGAGGAUGCCGUUAGGAAUGAGCGUUGCUUCCACCUCAACAAGAACCGACAGAGCUACGCCAUCCGUGUCACCUCAUAGUCGAACAAACACUGCUCCGCAAGGUCCAAACCGUUCUCCUGUGGCAAGCAGCAGUAGCAGCGUAGCGUCGCCUACAGCCUGGUCUGGCUCCUAUGCACAGCAAGCUGCGAUGCGCUUACACGCAUUUUCAACAGGAACCCCCCAUCCUGCUCCCUACCCGCUCACCAAUCCCGAUCACCCUGCCUUCGACGAGGCCCUCAAUACAUCUGUGGCGGAGCCUGUAGGUCAAGCGAGCGCCUCCUCUGAUUCUCCUGGAACUGUACGGACCCACACUAGUUUAGACCAACCAGAGAAGGGUACUGCAGCAAAGAUAAGCAAAGGUCCCGCCAAAAAGGCAGACAGCAGCAGCAGCAAAUUGGUCAAGGGCAAGAGCAAAGCCAAGAUCGAGAAUGCUGGGCAGGUCGGGCCCAGCAAAGGAGAUGGAAGUGCAAGUGAAGUAUCCGGAGAUGAGCUCGUAGAAGAUCGGAAGCCCGGGUGGAAACGACGGCGGGUGGUGGUGGCUUGCGAUAGGUGCAGGCACAAGAAGAUCAGAUGCAAAGGGCUGCCGAACUCUCGCAACAUCUGUAACAACUGUGAAGGCAUGGGCUACGAAUGUACCUUCGACGUCUCACCGACCAGGUCGAGGGGUAAGUACGAGAUCUUGGAAUCCAAGGUGUCGACUUUGCUCUCGGCGCUUCGAUCCGUAGCACCUGAUCUGGCAGAGCAGUACGAUCGUGGUCAGCUGGGAGCGGGUCCCCCCGCCAUGACGAUAAGAGCGAAUCAGUCGCGUCGCGUCUCCGUCGACAGCACUGGUGUGAAUGCUUCCUCGUCCAGCCUGCGAGAGGAUGGGACCACCAGAAGCGUCAUGCUCCAUGAUCACGAGGAAGGGCGACCAAGAGUAAGUGCGGGUGUAUCGAGGCAUUGGAUGUCAAUUUGCAGCCUGGAGCUCCUCAAUUUUCCCGAAUUUUACGUCGUGCUGAUCACGCCUACCAUGAUCUGCAGUUCUUCGGUGCUAACACUAAUCGCGCGAUGCUAGCGGGCCUAGACAGCCGACCACCGAGUCCGCUUCGCCAAGCAAGAACAGGCAGUGAUGCAGCUACCGGUACCGAAAAUGCCGCAAAGGCCAGGGACAGCAAGUCUGCGCAGCCCACAGAGUUUGAAAAGCUGCACGCUAGCACUGCCUGGACAUCCACGCAGCGUGCGGAGGAGGUUUCUCGCGGCCAUGUGCACUAUCCUACCAACAGCCUGGAGUGGGUCAUGAAUCUUAGACGUCGCAACCUCUGCGGUGUUGGAAGAGAUGAUUUAGAUUUCGCAACGCCAAGCUGGAAGGAUCGGUAUCGCCUGCCGGGACAAGAACUGUUGCGAAGUCUGUUCGAUGUCUAUUUCGGCCUCUUACACCCAAUGAUACCCAUCCUUCAUAGGCCUUCCAUGGAACAAGACAUUGCCGCAGGAAGAGCCGAGGUGGACGUCGCCUUUCGGGGUCUCGUCUUCACGGUCCUUGCCAUUGCUGCUCGAUACUCCAAUGACCCGAGAUGCUGGUCGGAUCGAUCGCGGCCUCAGACAGCGGGGGAUGAUUUUGCUGCGGCUAGCCGGCUGUACCAUCAGGUGCACUCAGCUAGUCUCAUCAAUAUACAGGUGCUGAGCUUAUCUUGCUUCUUUGCGAGCGCCAACAUGGGUCCUGGAGUGAGCUGGACGCUACUUGGAGUCGCAAUCCGAGGGAUAUUCGAUAUCGGAGCUCAUCAAGAACGCACGUUGAUAGGACUCAGUCUGCUGGAGCAGGAGCUGUUGCGCCGCACGUUUUGGAACCUGGUCACCUUGGAUUGCAUCUUUGCAGUAAAUAUGGGGCGGCCGCUUGGCAUCCGACUGAGCGACUGCAACGUAAACUUGCCCAGAUGCCUGUCGGAUGAGGAUCUCACUGCGUCCAUUUCGACACCUGGCUUGGGGUCGCAAGGUGAUCUUUCGGCGCUGCAAAUGUGGUUGCACUACAUCAAGCUCAGCUACCCUGCCAUCGACGCAGUCAAAGUUUUGCAAAGCAGCGUGCGCAAGCUGCAGUAUACCGACAUGGUGUCGCUACUCGCGCGUGUGGACGAUUGGGCCAAGAGCGCACCGAAGACGACCUACCCGCCAGGACAAGCGGUGCUGGAUUGUGCCUCGACCGAAGUUCGCAUGUACGUAUGCUCUUGACGUAUGGGCUGCCAUCCUUCUGAUCAGCAGCUGACCUAUCGUCCUCAUUCGUCUUCUUCCCACGUGAAUGACAGGUACAUCAUGAGGCCAUUCUUGAGGCGGAAAGAUGAUACGGGCUACCUGCGAAAGAUGCUCAUGCCCCAAUGCACUGAUGCAGCCCGCAAGAGCGCUCACUCAGCCGUGCUGAUUUGGAAGGGGCUGCAGGACGCAGGAGCGCGAGAGUGCAAUUUUCCAUGUGAGACAAGCUUCUUUGCAAGGCGUAGCCUUCACGUAGUGGUCUGCUGACUUGGCGCUGCCUCUGUCGUUUCUGCACCAGGCCACACCGUCUGGAUCAGCUCUACCACCUUCAUGAUAACCGUGUGGCACCAACAGCCUGGAGAGGAACUGCUUCGCGACGCGGAACUCAUCGAGCACUGCUUAUGGAUCUUCGACUCGCUCGAUUGGCGAUGCACCUCCGGGCUUCUUCGACGCGCAUAUCGGAUCUUGUGCGGCAUUGCGGAGCGUCUGCUGCCUCAUCUUGCCAACGAACGCCAGGACAGCGUCAAAAAGUACAUGAUCAAGCGCCAAAGUGCCGAAUUCGAUUCUGGAUCUUCGGGACACGCGGACAAAACGGGCCACCCGGCUCUGAUACAGCGUCGAGGUAGUCCUGGUACGAUAUCUAUGGCAGCGUGGAAUCAGUGGAAAGCGACCGCGUCAAGCUCGUCCAGCUCUCGUGCAACAGUUGCGCGAUCCACCAGCUCAAAUCCGGCUUUAAACCGUCCACCUCACGCACCAGAGGUCUUUGGUCAAGCGACGAAUCAUGGCUUGCCACCAGAAAGCGCGCAAACGGGCACCGGCGCGCCAGAUUGGCCACCUUGGGCAGAGGGCGAGUUCACCGCCAAUUGGCAAGGUGGACAAUUCCCGAAUUCUUGGAGUCCGAUCGAGAGCGGAGCAUUUGGUGGUCGAGGAGAGACAGACGACAUAGCGUGGGCGGAUUAUUUCCUGCGCUUUCUCAACGAGGGUCAGCCGGACGGGCUGCCAGCUUCACAUCCGCCCUCCUUCAGCAACAACCCCUCCUUCUAUGGAUCCAACUACGGCCCCUUGACCGGCACUUGA